Molecule: messenger RNA, 936 nt
Organism: Symbiodinium necroappetens
Lineage: Eukaryota; Dinophyceae; Suessiales; Symbiodiniaceae
Source: the annotation of a GenBank genome assembly
AUGUUGCGGGGACCGUGUCGGAAAAGUCGAUGCGUCGUCUGGUUCGCGCUUGUGCUUUGCUUGUGCCUGGCACCGCAGGGACGUCAAUCAUCUACUUUCAUCCCAGCGCCACGUCAGGGUGAGCCUGACUUGAGGUCGCUAUGUGGCACGCCCAUCAAAGUCCGGGCGCAAUGCAUCUUCGUGCCUUGCACGGCAGGUGAAGAUGACGCGAUCGUGGCGGUCAAACAACAGCAGGCCGUUCCGUCGCAGUGGGAGCAGUGGGUGGGCUCAGUCGUGGGAUGGUUCACGAACGUGCUCCACGUCGGAGGCCCGAAGGACCAAAUCGUCCUGAGUCUGGAGGAAUUCACGCAGCUGCGGGACCACCUGCUGCGAAUGCAAGGCUACAUCAAGGAAGCCGAAGAUCGGGCAGAGCAGGCGGAAGCGCUCCUUGUCCUCACUCGAAGGCGCCACAAGCAGGACCUGAAGAAAGCCGGGAAGAAGAUGCAGCUGCUGGUGAAGUAUGUCGGAGAAACGGAGAAGGAGCGGGAUGCUCUGAAGAAGGAGCGGGAUGCGCUGAAGAAGGAGUUGGAGGAGAAGGAGGCGUUGCUUCGCAAGUACAAACAAGCUGCGAAGUCUUUCAAGGAGGUGUUGCGAGACGACGAGGAGGUGUUGCUAGACGACGAGGUUGAGGUGACUCCGACUGCGAAGAUCGAGCCGGAGGAGGAGCUCGACGAGUUCAGUCGGAUCAUCUUCGAAAACUUCGCCGAAGAGAGGAAGCAGAAAGACGAGUUCGGUCUCAUCAGUCCCACCUACAUGACCAUCGAGGAAUGCCGUCAAGAAUGCGAACUGCGCGGCUUGAAUGCCGAGGGCGGCCUCGGCCAUCUCCGCGCGCGGGUGCGCGCCGCGCGGGCCAAAGACCGCCUCAGCGCGGGCGUCCGCAACGGCCACGGGGACUGA